Molecule: messenger RNA, 1158 nt
Organism: Phragmites australis (common reed)
Lineage: Eukaryota; Viridiplantae; Streptophyta; Magnoliopsida; Poales; Poaceae
Product: serine/threonine-protein phosphatase 7 long form homolog
Exons: 5
Coding region: 1-1158 (385 amino acids)
Biological process (GO): meristem maintenance; meristem development
Source: RefSeq, a predicted model, not a curated record
AUGUUGCAGUGGAAGGGUUAUGUUGCAGAUAGGUUUGGUGUGCAAUACGACGGGAAGGAUGCUGGCCUCUCCAUGUCCUGGGUUCAUGGGCUGACACAGUUCGGUCCAUGCCCACUGGAUGCGGACGAGAAUACACUUAUGCAACACUAUGAGGUGUACUUAUACGUCCUGCUCGGAGGCAUCAUGUUCUGCAACACGGCAGGCGAUUAUGUCGUCCCACAUAUUGUAUGGUUAGCAGCCCACCUUGCGUCACAUCCUUAUGAGCCUACAUCUUACAGUUGGGGAUCUGCAGUGUUGGCUGCAAACUACAGAGGAUUGUGUGAUGCAACCCAGCGAACAAAGAGGAAGGCAACCAUUACAGGGUGCUUACAUCUCUUACAGUUAUGGAGUUGGGAGUACCUCCCGAUUUCCAGACCUUGGGUGCUCAAGUGCUACUACCCAGUUCACAUCUCUGAUGGCAUUGCAGAUGACAUAAGGCCAACGAUGGGGUAUCGGUGGAUUCAUGCCAGGCUAAGAUGGAGUCAGCAGCAAGACCAUGGUAACUACUCCAGGGUGAUAAGUGACCUGGACAUCCUUAGCGCUGAUCUAGUGGAUUGGGAUCCAUGGCGUAUGGCACGAGUAAAAGAAAUUGCAGAUGGUGGACUCCUGGCAUCCUCUUGUAGCCGUGACGCAGACUUAUGGUUGACCACAUGCUUCUUGUUGUACAUGAACUGCGUGGAAGUAUAUUCUCCAGAACGUGUACAGAGGCAGUUCGGGUACCGACAGGUGGUGCCUGUUCCAGCACCACGAGACGCCGGACGGGCGCACGAGUGGAGCUCAAAGGGGGGCGGAGGCACGCAGGACUGGGCAUCCAAGAAUGCCGAGUACAUACGGAGGUGGACAGAAUCAGCUGCGGUGGAUGUCAUCAUUACUGCUGGACAAUACGACGAGGCCACGUACUGGGACUACCUUGCUUGGUACCGUCCGCGCACGCGUGCCACCUUACUCAGCGGACCUGUACAGCCGGGCCCCAGACCCUUCCCCGAGGAUCGUGCCCGCCUACUUCAUGUUGUGACUGAAGAGGCGUAUGAGAUGCAUACGCAAGCGGAUCAACCUUUUGGGGAACCAAGCAGGUCAUCAUCGCAGAGGGAUCGUACCCUUCUCCGGGAAGCCGAGUAA